AUGCAUCGCAUACGAUGUGGUAGUAUCACCCACUUUUGGCUAGCAUUGUGGUUGUAUGCCUUGACAGUCAGUGCUCAGUCUGGUGAUGGUGGUGCUGCAAACGGGUUCGACAACAGCAAUCUGAGCGACUCGGGAAAUGGUGCGGAUGGCGCUUCACACAGUUCAGCCAAUUUGAGUAAAGGCGCCAUUAUUGCAAUAGCAGUCGUGGUAGCCGUUGUUGUCAUCGGAGGAGUGACUCUAGCAAUUCUAUUCUAUUUUGCGAAGAAGCGACAGUGGCAGGUUAGACAGACCAUCCGACGUACCACGACCAGAGUGGUUCGAGCCAUGACGCCGCGUACAGCAACUUUCGGAAAGGGCGUUCUAUCGCCUAAAUUAAACCAACAAGGGCAUACCUUCACGCACAAGAACAAAGAUAUGACUUCCAACGGACGACACGGUGACGUGGAGAAGGGCUUCAAAGCACAAGAUGGGGAAAUUGCACGACCGAGCGAGGAGUCUGAUGAGAGCAAACCGAAGCAGAAGCAGGCAACGCAUACCCGUAAUGGCAGCGAAGUCGACAAGAACAAGAGGCUCCCCAAGCCCAAGCCUACAAUUGACGUUCCUAGGUCGCACUUUGACAUGGACGAAAGCCCCAUGAAGUCUCCCAUGUGGCAAAGAUUGUUCGGAAGGAAGUAG
Lithohypha guttulata is the source of this 675-nucleotide messenger RNA. RefSeq lists its product as uncharacterized. The record is from RefSeq and is a predicted model, not a curated record. The transcript has 2 exons. Bases 1 to 675 code for a protein of 224 amino acids. NCBI's taxonomy places the organism in Eukaryota, Fungi, Ascomycota, Eurotiomycetes, Chaetothyriales, Trichomeriaceae.